Messenger RNA from Cyprinodon tularosa, 1043 nucleotides. RefSeq names its product proteolipid protein 2 (gene plp2). The transcript is spliced from 5 exons. The record is from RefSeq and is a predicted model, not a curated record. Gene Ontology annotation, cellular component: membrane. Bases 198 to 665 code for a protein of 155 amino acids. Lineage: Eukaryota; Metazoa; Chordata; Actinopteri; Cyprinodontiformes; Cyprinodontidae.
GCUGGCCCCGCCUUUCUCUCUCUAACUUUAUUUUAUUUCUGCUCUUCUCUCUCCGCCUGCUUUAACGGGAGCUGCGUUCAACAGCACCGGGGAACUGCUUUGGUUUUCUUUUCCUCAAUAAUCACUUUCGGGGAAAAAAAGAGUCGUUUAUUAUUCGCAACCCGCUCGCUCUGUAAGUUAGUUUUCUACCCUCCAGGAUGGCUGCAGAUACCACCGAGUCCGGUUCUGGUACACCCGUUGUGGAAAGGCUUAAAAGUUACGUGCGGACCCAGAAAGGCACCAUUCUGGCUGCAGAGAUCGUCCUGAGUUUAAUAAUCCUGAUCUGCUACGCUUCAUCCUGGUAUGGAGGCUACACUGCUGUUGCCAUCUGUGAGAUGGUCUUUGCUAUAGUCUUCUUCUGCGUCUUCAUGAUGGAUUUGGACAAGCAGCUUUCUGUCAUCAGCUGGGUGUGGAGUGAUCUUAUCCGCGCUUUAACUGGCACUCUAUGUUACAUCAUCACCUCGCUCAUCUGUGUCAUCAGAGGAGCCGGCGAUGGCGCGCUCAUCGCAGGCGGGGUGUUUGGCUUGAUUGCCGGUAUUCUGUUUGCUUAUGACACGUACACCAUCUACCUGCAAAUCAAGAGCGGCAGGACGCACACAGCAGCUCCCACUGGUGAAGGAGUCUAAGCAGGCCGAGCUGCAUGCAUCUGUCAACGAAGCUGCAGGAACACCGGAACAGAGAGGAGCAGCUAAAUGAGGGAAGACGGACAGUAAAAUGAGCAGGUCACAGUUUUAAUCAUUGCAUCUGUGUUGUGUGCACAAAUAAGGCCGUGGCUGAGAGGAGAUGACAUAACUAAAGUAAGACUGUACAUGUGUGCUACGUGGGGAAUCCCCCACACCAGAGAUAGACCACCAACCUAAACAGGGAAGCCUGUCAUUAGACAGGUAACAUAAAACUCCUGGUGUCUCCUGUAAGCUUUUCUAAUACAUUUCUCUGCUAUUAAUGGACUGCUGUAGGAAAUAUUAACCAUGUUAUUUGGACUUUAGAAGAAACUGAUGCCUUAG